Molecule: messenger RNA, 1046 nt
Organism: Carassius auratus (goldfish)
Lineage: Eukaryota; Metazoa; Chordata; Actinopteri; Cypriniformes; Cyprinidae
Product: high affinity immunoglobulin epsilon receptor subunit gamma-like
Exons: 5
Coding region: 112-408 (98 amino acids)
Biological process (GO): cell surface receptor signaling pathway
Cellular component (GO): Fc-epsilon receptor I complex
Molecular function (GO): IgE receptor activity
Source: RefSeq, a predicted model, not a curated record
ACAACUUCCCUCUUGUCUGCCUCUGAUGUGCUGUUCACAUCGGUUCACUGAAAGUAGUCUUUGGAGGUGAGCGUCCCGUGAGGUUGUACGCAGAAGCAAAGCCAAGUUUAUAUGAUGAUGACGAUGAUGAAGGUGGGGUUGCCCUUCUCUCUUCUCUCUCUUUGGCUCAGCUUCGGCAGCGCUGAUGCGUCGGGUUUGAAAGAGCCACAGAUAUGCUACAUCUUGGACGCGAUUCUGUUCAUCUAUGGGAUUGUUCUCACGGUCCUGUACUGCAGAAUGAAGAUGCGAAGUAAACAAGCAGAAAGAUAUCCAGGGAAGAAAGAUGCCGGUGAAGGGGUUUAUGAGGGUCUCAAGCCUCACGAUCAGGACACCUAUGAGACCAUCAAAAUGAAACAAGGAAAACAAUGAGACUUUAGGCGAAAGGAGAGAAGAAAGUUUCUGGGGCUCAAUACCACUAUCAUCUUAAGCAUAUACCUGUAAAUAAGCUGUCAAGCAAUUACAAGAAGAAUGUUUUUUGCUUAAUAACUAAUAAUAUAUUAUAAUAACUAACAUCAGGCUUUUUGUUUGCCGUUAGUUUGGCAGACAGACUCCAAAGAGAGAUAAUUAAAUAAUCAAAUAGAAUGCCAAAGGAACAUAUAUUUUUGAAUGAUCAUUCUACUGGUGUAAUAAUUUAAAUGUAGUAGUAAUAUUAUUAUUAUUUUUUUAUGAAUGUAUUUUCCUUUUCGCCUUUAAACUACAUUUUAAGCUUCUAACAUAUAUACCGCAGCUGUGUGUCACUAUUUUUCGAUGCUUACUUCCUGCUCUAGCUUCUAUAGCAACAUGCCACCAACCCCACAGAGUCCGAGUCAUUUCCUGUUUUAAAGAGUGCAUGGGGGGUAUGACAAAAAAGUGCAUCUGACUUUGACCACAGGUGUGACAGAUGGAAACAAAGCCGUGUUUGAUUUUAUAUGUGUGAAGGCCUUUUGUUUUUCCAUUGGUUUAAGAGUAAGCACUCAUAUUGUUUUGCUCUGUGGCAAUAAUAGGGUUUUUUUCUGCUUCAUGUGGCA